CAGCUCGCAAUGUCCGCCGGAAUGGUGUCCCAGUUCAAGGAAGCCACCCAAUCGGCGAGGGCCACGCUCCGGCCAUGGGGUGAGCUCCUGGAACCCACCGCACUCAGACUCCCCUCCAAUCUCUCCGACGCGACGACCCGACUCGUCCAGAACUUGACCCACUUCCGGUCCAACUACGCCCUGAUCGCCCUGAUCGUGCUCUUCCUCAGCCUCCUCUACCACCCGUUCUCCAUCAUCGUCUUCUUGAUCGUCUUUGCCGCGUGGCUCGUACUCUACUUCUUGCGUGACCAGCCCCUCGAGGUGUUCGGGUUUGCGGUCCCGGACCGGGUCGUGAUGGUUUUUCUUGCCUUGGUGACGGUGGUGGCUCUGGUCCUCACUCAUGUGUGGCUCAACGUCAUCGUUUCGGGUGUGAUUGGGGUCGUUUUGAUUGGGUUGCACACCGUGUUUAGGGGGACGGAGGACCUUGUGAUGGACGACCAAGAAUCGCCGUAUGGGGCUCUGCUCUCGGAUGAUGCUGACCCAAGUGGGAAUUACACCAUUAUGUGACUGUUCCUCUCCAAAUUUUAUGAGUUGGUAGCAUUUCAUCAUUGUUCGAUCAGGUACCUGUGUUCCAGACAAGCCUCCAAUGGGGGUCAACCUCUAACCAACAGAUCGAGUUGUGAUGUCGUUCUUCCUUCUGAAGUCGGAAAUUGUGUAUCCACCACCCUAGUUGAUGUUCAGCACUUCUUACUGAUUCAAAUCACGUUUAUAGUGCUUUUAACAGAUAGACUUGUAUAGAUCAUUGUUGUCUCAUGGUAAAUCGUGGGUCACAUUGUCGGUUUGUGCCAUCGUGGAGUACAUUGGAACCUUGCAAACUGAAAGUUAGGUGCAAUUUUUUGUAGUAAUGGUAUAUGUAUGCAGCGAUGAUUCCUUUUCCUA
Molecule: messenger RNA, 918 nt
Organism: Pyrus x bretschneideri (Chinese white pear)
Lineage: Eukaryota; Viridiplantae; Streptophyta; Magnoliopsida; Rosales; Rosaceae
Product: PRA1 family protein D
Exons: 2
Coding region: 10-546 (178 amino acids)
Biological process (GO): vesicle-mediated transport
Cellular component (GO): Golgi apparatus; endoplasmic reticulum
Source: RefSeq, a predicted model, not a curated record